Molecule: messenger RNA, 554 nt
Organism: Caenorhabditis auriculariae
Lineage: Eukaryota; Metazoa; Nematoda; Chromadorea; Rhabditida; Rhabditidae
Source: the annotation of a GenBank genome assembly
AUGCUACUCGGGCGGACCCCUCAAAAGCGGGAUGAUAAGCUAGCUGAGCUUAGAGAUGCAGGUUCGAGCAAGAAGACAACGAAUAAGAGAGGUGUUGUAUUCAGCUGAGGAAGUCCAUUCUCCGCCCCCUCCACCACAAAACGCGGCCCUAGCCAGGGUAAAGCCACCGGAGCCAACGGCUUCCCUGGUGAAGUCUUGGAUGAGGGGUACCUUCAAGGUAUGGAGCGACAGAGACCCGGCAUACCAGAAGGUGAGCUAUCUCAGAUUAUUUUAAUCUCCUCUCUGCAGAUCGCCUUGGUGGCAACGACGGUGGCAACGGCUCCGAAGCUCGACCACGUCCUGACAGGGCAGGUCGAUCAGACGCUUCGAGCCACCCUGAGCGAGCCAAACCUAAUCCAAAUCCACGAGGGCCUGCUAAACGCCCUUAAUGGGUUGGCAUUCGGCCUGGGCAGCUUGGAGAAGGAUUUAGGCCAGGCCAAAGAGUAUUUGGUCCACAACGACGACAGCGACACACCCGAUGGUUCCGCGUCGCCCCGACCAACCAUGGCGCCUGA